AUGGACACCACGACAAAGCUGAGCUCCACAGCAGGGGAGAGUAAAUACUCCCAAGACAUGCAAUUGGAUGAGAAGCUCAUUCCCAGGAAAGUUCAAAGCCUAUGUUCUGUUCGCUAUGGAAUGGCCUUCAUUGUACAUCUCUGCAACAUCAUACUGAUGGGACAAAAUGUUAUCAUGAACAUCACCAUGGUAGCCAUGGUCAACAGCACAGACCAUCAGUCUCAAGGCAAUGUCUCCACUGAGGGGUUGCCUGUGAACUCAUUUGGUGGCCCAAAUGAAGCUGCAAAUAGUCUUCCUGCAGGGGUCCCUGUGUAUAAUUGGAGCCCUGAAAUCCAGGGUAUCAUCUUCGGUUCUAUCAACUAUGGCAUGAUACUGACUCUGGCUCCUAGUGGAUACCUGGCUGGAAGAGUAGGAACAAAGCGAGUGGUUGGUGUUGCUUUGUUUGUAUCUUCACUUCUCAUUCUUUGUACCCCUCUGGCAGCUGAUCUUGGACUAGUUGUUCUCAUGGUAUCUCGAAUAGUCCACGGCAUAAGCCAGGGAUCAGGAUUUGGGGGUCAGUAUGCACUUUGGGAGAAAUGGUGUCCUCCACAUGAACGAAGCAGACUCUGUGCCAUAGCUUUGUCAGGAAUGGCACUGGGACCCUUCGUUGCUAUCCUCACGGGCGGCUUCAUCAGUCAAGUCAUUGGGUGGCCUUUUGCCUUUUAUAUCUUUGGAGGUUUUGGCUGUGUCUGCAGUCUUCUCUGGAUUGUCCUGGUUUAUGAUGACCCUGUUUCUCACCCAUGGAUAAGCAUCUCAGAGAAGGAAUACAUCACAUCCUCCUUGGCCCAACAGGUCAGCGCUUCUAGGCAGUCUCUGCCCAUCAAAGAUAUAGUCAGAUCUCUACCCGUUUGGUCCUUAAUUCUUUGCUGUUUCAGCUACCAAUGGUUAAUUACUGUAUUGGUUAUGUACACACCAUCUUACAUCAGCUCUGUGUUCAACAUUAACAUCAGAGAUAAUGGGAUCGUGUCUUCCCUUCCUUUUGUUUUUGCCUGGGCCUUUGGCAUCCUAGGAGGCCAAGUGGCAGAUUUCCUUCUGACCAAGAAUUUUAGGCUUGUUACAGUGAGGAAAAUUGCCACAGUUCUAGGAAAUCUCCCCUCUUCAACACUGGUUGCUGUCCUGCCCUACCUCAGGUCCAGUUACAUUACAACAAUAACCUUUCUGUUCAUCUCUUGCGGACUAGCCUCACUGUGUCAGUCAGGGAUUUCUAUUAAUGCCUUAGAUAUUGCUCCAAGACAUUCCAGUUUUCUCAUGGGAGUCUCCAGGGGAUUUGCACACUUAGCUGCUGUCCUGGUACCCACUGUCAGUGGAUUUAUCCUCAGUCAGGACCCUGAAUUUGGGUGGAGGAAUAUCUUCUUCUUGUUGUUUGCCAUUAACACGUUAGGACUGAUCUUCUACAUCAUAUUUGGAGAAGCAGAUGUUCAGGACUGGGCUAAAGAGAGGAAAGUCACUCGUUUAUGA
Molecule: messenger RNA, 1497 nt
Organism: Trichechus manatus latirostris (Florida manatee)
Lineage: Eukaryota; Metazoa; Chordata; Mammalia; Sirenia; Trichechidae
Gene: SLC17A3
Product: solute carrier family 17 member 3
Exons: 11
Coding region: 1-1497 (498 amino acids)
Biological process (GO): transmembrane transport; monoatomic anion transport; urate transport
Cellular component (GO): plasma membrane
Molecular function (GO): voltage-gated monoatomic anion channel activity; toxin transmembrane transporter activity; efflux transmembrane transporter activity
Source: RefSeq, a predicted model, not a curated record